Molecule: messenger RNA, 1463 nt
Organism: Quercus lobata
Lineage: Eukaryota; Viridiplantae; Streptophyta; Magnoliopsida; Fagales; Fagaceae
Product: ubiquitin fusion degradation protein 1 homolog
Exons: 1
Coding region: 91-1389 (432 amino acids)
Biological process (GO): ubiquitin-dependent protein catabolic process; ERAD pathway
Cellular component (GO): VCP-NPL4-UFD1 AAA ATPase complex
Molecular function (GO): polyubiquitin modification-dependent protein binding
Source: RefSeq, a predicted model, not a curated record
AAUAAAUAAAGAAAGACUUGUGAAUAAGAGAGAAAGAAAGAAAGAAAGAUUGUUGCCAAAGAGACGCCUCCUUCCUCAAUCACCAUAACCAUGGAGGAUCAUACUUCUCAAGAAUCUGAUGAAAAAAGAGAGCAGGCUAAGGAAAUCACUGACUUCGUUCAUCUGAAAAAAGAAGGCAGUAAUGACUUGUCUGAUAAGUCUUCUGAUGAAUCCAACGAAAGAGGUAGAGAAAAUUGUGAUCAGUCUUUCCAUGUAUUAGUCGGCAGAGGCUUCUUUGAUGAUUCAUCUGAAGAAGAAGACUAUGAAAGCAGCAGCAGCAGCGAUGAUGGUGAUCAGUCUUCACUAAUAUGUGAAAUACUCGGCGGUGAAUUCUUUGAUAAGUCUUCUGGGAAUGACACUGAUGAGUAUUCUUCUUCUGAAGAAGAAGACUAUGAAAGCAGCAGUGAUGACUCUGAUUCUGAUGAUUAUGCUGAUGAAUAUGAUGCAUCAGCAGGCUCAUUUGAUCAAGUUUACAAUUGUUACCCUCUCUCUCAGAUUGAAAAGUCACUCCCAGACAAUGGUGACAAGAUCAUAAUGCCAACUUCAGCUAUCACACAUCUCCUACGGUUGAAUGUGGAGUACCCUAUGCAGUUUGAAAUCAAAAAUCAAUCUACCGGUCAAGUUUCACACUGUGGGGUUUUGGAGUUCACUGGCAAUGAGGAUUGUGUCUACCUACCAACUUGGAUGAUGGAGAACAUGAAGCUACAAGAGGGUGACCCUGUGAUUAUGAAGAAUGUGAGGCUUGACAAAGGAACUUACAUGAAGUUGCAGCCUCACACCACGGAUUUCAUUCAUCUACCAUGCAUGAAAGAUAUGCUGGAAGACAUAUUGAGGAACUUCUCUUGCCUGACAAUUGGAGAUACUAUUAUGAUCAACCACAACAGUAAGAAGUUUUACAUUGAUAUAUUAGAGACCAAGCCUUCUGCUGCUAUAAAUAUUAUUGAUACAGAUUGUGAGGCGGAGUUUGCUCCUCCUCUAGACUACAAAGAACCUGAGAAACCAGCAACAAAGAAUGCAUUGGCCAAAGAUCAAGGGGAGCAGGCCAAUAAGGAAAGGAAGUUUAUACCAUUUACGGGAAUGGCAAGACGCUUGGAUGGGACAAAUUCUACUGAACCAGCUGUGCCAGAAUUAUCAUCUGAAGAGAAGGAGCAACCAUUGGGUGCUGCAGAUACAAGGAUGGCAACUCAACCAAAGUUCAGUUCGCAUAAUCAUGCAGGAAAAAUUGUGUUUGGUUCUCAUGAGACCCAGCCAAUGAAGAUCUCAAACGAUUUUGUUCAAGCAGAAACAUCAAAGAAAGAUCAACAAAAGUUUCAGCCAUUCACAGGGAAGAAGUAUAAAUUGACUGACUGAUUUGAUCUUAGUUAUUUAUGUGAGUAAGAUUAUAUACUUAUAUCUAACCAACUCACAAGUUGUACCAAUUAUUG